UGGGCCCUGGUUGCUCCGGCCCCUCUCCCGGCAGAGCCGCUCGCCCCGCGCUGCAGCGCCCGCCAUGGCGGAGAGGAUCGAGCAGCGCAUCGAGGGCCGGCUCCCGGAGCUAGAGCAGCUGGAGCGGGUCGGGCUCUUCACGCGCAAAGAGAUUAAGGCAGUCAUUAAGAAAGCCUCAGCUCUAGAAUACAAAAUACAGAGGAGAGCUCUCCAUAAGGAAGACUUUAUCAAUUACAUUCAGUAUGAAAUUAAUCUGUUGGAACUGAUCAAGAAAAGAAGAUCACGCAUUGGAUAUUCAUUUAAGAAGGAUGAGAUUGAGUAUUCUAUUGUGCAGAGAAUACAUGGCCUCUUCAGGCGUGCCACAGAAAAAUGGAAAGAUGACGUGCAGCUGUGGUUGUCACAUGUGGCUUUUUGCAAGAAAUGGAAUAAAAAAAUUCAGCUUAGCAAGGUGUUUUCUGCCAUGCUAGCCAUUCAUCCGAACAAGCCAGCAUUGUGGAUUAUGGCUGCCAAGUGGGAAAUGGAGGAACGCCUCUCAUCCGAAAGUGCCAGGCACUUGUUCCUUCGUGCAUUGCGCUUCCAUCCAGAGUCUCCAAAACUGUAUCAAGAAUAUUUCAGAAUGGAACUGAUGCAUGCUGAAAAGCAGAGAAAAGAAAAGAAAGAGUUUGAACAAGCCAAGAUGGACUUGGGCGAGUUCAAUUAUUCUGAAGAGGUUCUUAAUGGGGAAAUGGCUCGAAUAAUCUACAGAAAUGCUGUUCAGAAAAUCAAAGGUGCUGAGUUCUGCCUGUCCUUGCUUUCAAUUGCAAAGCUAUUUGAUUUUACACAAGACUUGCAAAAAGAAAUUCUUGAAAACUUGCAGGCUGAGCAUGCUGGUGAUCCUCUUACAUGGGACUACAUGGCCCGUCGGGAGCUGGAGCUGGAGAUGGGGUCCUUGCCAUCCCCAGAAUGUUCAUCUAAACAGAUGAAAGCAUCCGAGGUGGCCCAGAAAGAGGAGCGGUGCUGUGCAGUCUUUGAGGAAGCAGUGGCAGCGCUCCCCACAGAGGCCAUGUGGAAAUGCUAUGUCACUUUUUGCCUGGAGAGACUUAACAGGAAAACCAAUAGUGAGGAAUUGAGACGGAAGAGGCUAGAAAGGACUUUGAGUGUAUUCAGCGGAGCCCAUGAGUCCACCUUGCUGCCAGAGACUUUAUACAAACAGUGGUUUCACCUGUUACUGGAGGUUGGCCUUUCUGAGAAGGCAACAGAGGUAGCUGCAACUGCAACCAAACGGUUCAGCCAAUCGGUGGAAAUGUGGCACACGAGACUGCAGGUGCUAAUCAAACUGAACAGCAGCGAUGUGGCCCAGUGUUUUGAGGAAGCUGUGAGACAGGUGAAAUCUAAGGGCUGUUUACCGUUAUGGACUCUAUGGGUGGAAUGGAGUGAAGGAGCAAACAGCAAGGAAGACACACAAGCCCUCUACCAGAGAUCCUUAUUUGUCAUAGCCCCAGCUGACUCAGUAACCAUGAAAGAGAAGUACCUUGAUUGGGCCUACAGAGAUGGCGGUUAUAAGAAAGCAAAGAAAGUCUUUACCAGCCUGCAUGAAAGUCGCCCAUUUUCACUCGAGUUCUUCAGGAAAAUGAUUGAAAUAGAGAAGGAGCAAGAAUCCUGCAAGAUGCUUAAUCUGAGAGAAUACUAUGAACGUGCCCUGAGAGAGUUUGGUUCUACAGAUUCUGAUCUCUGGCUAGAUUACAUCAAAGAGGAGCUAAACCAUCCCCAAGGCAAACCAGUAAACUGCGGGAACAUUCACUGGAGAGCUAUGAAGAUGCUAGAGGGAGAGCUAGUAGAAAAAUUUGUUUCCAAAUACACUUUGCUGCAAACUGGACACUUGUGAAAAAUGCAGAUUACGCUGAACUUGCAAACGUUUCUGACAGACAAUAUCAAAGCGCAGAAUUUCUGGAGUUAGUUGGUUGUCCACAUUUUUGUACAAGAUUCUGAAAAUAAAUACGUUCCUGAACCAUCCUA
Messenger RNA from Emys orbicularis (European pond turtle), 1995 nucleotides. RefSeq names its product UTP6 small subunit processome component (gene UTP6). The transcript has 19 exons. Bases 65 to 1864 code for a protein of 599 amino acids. NCBI's taxonomy places the organism in Eukaryota, Metazoa, Chordata, Testudines, Emydidae. Gene Ontology annotation, biological process: maturation of SSU-rRNA from tricistronic rRNA transcript (SSU-rRNA, 5.8S rRNA, LSU-rRNA). Gene Ontology annotation, cellular component: Pwp2p-containing subcomplex of 90S preribosome; small-subunit processome. The record is from RefSeq and is a predicted model, not a curated record. Gene Ontology annotation, molecular function: protein binding; snoRNA binding.